AGUCCUUCGGGUCCCUCUAGCUCGAGCUUUUCUCCGAGGCCAGGAAGCCUCGAGGACUUCAGGUCCCACAACCCACGCCCCGGCGAGCAGGAGGGCAGGCAGGCGAGCGGGGCGGGGCGCGGCCUGGGGGGACUCCUUGGAGCCUCCUCCCCAGCUGAGCCGGGGUCCUAGACUGGGAACCCGGGGCUCGCCGGGGACCCCGCGGUCGCCGUGAUGCAGAAGUAUGAGAAGCUGGAGAAGAUAGGCGAAGGCACCUAUGGAACAGUGUUCAAGGCCAAGAACCGAGAGACACACGAGAUUGUGGCACUGAAACGGGUUCGCUUGGACGAUGAUGACGAGGGAGUACCAAGCUCUGCCCUGAGAGAGAUCUGCCUGCUUAAGGAGCUGAAGCAUAAGAAUAUUGUCAGGCUUCAUGACGUUUUGCACAGUGACAAGAAGCUGACCCUGGUUUUUGAAUUCUGUGACCAAGAUCUGAAGAAAUAUUUUGACAGUUGCAAUGGAGACCUGGACCCUGAGAUUGUGAAGUCAUUCCUUUUCCAACUGCUAAAAGGCCUUGGAUUCUGCCACAGCCGUAAUGUUCUGCACCGGGACCUGAAGCCCCAGAACCUUCUAAUUAACCGGAAUGGGGAGCUCAAGCUUGCUGAUUUUGGCUUGGCUCGAGCCUUCGGGAUCCCUGUUCGAUGUUACUCUGCAGAGGUGGUCACUUUGUGGUACCGCCCACCAGAUGUCCUGUUCGGAGCCAAACUAUACUCCACAUCCAUUGACAUGUGGUCAGCUGGUUGCAUCUUUGCAGAGCUGGCCAAUGCUGGACGGCCCCUCUUCCCUGGGAAUGAUGUAGAUGAUCAACUGAAGAGGAUCUUUAGGCUGCUGGGGACACCAACUGAGGAGCAGUGGCCUGCCAUGACCAAGCUUCCAGAUUAUAAGCCUUACCCUAUGUAUCCAGCAACAACAUCACUAGUCAAUGUUGUACCCAAGCUCAAUGCCACAGGGAGGGACCUAUUGCAGAACCUGCUCAAGUGUAACCCAGUUCAGCGCAUCUCAGCGGAAGAAGCUUUGCAGCAUCCCUACUUCUCUGACUUCUGCCCUCCCUAGAGGUCUCCUUUUCCCUUUCCUUGUCCAGAGAACCAAGCCCACUACCCUUGACCCUUCCUCUAGGCCCUCAGAUUGGGAGCUGCUCAAUGCACUCUCUCCUUGCUGGCCCACCAUGUUCCCUACCUACCCAGGGACCUCGUGUUGAGGCAGGAGAAAUAGACCCUGGAAACUAAGGGGUUUGAGGCUCCUUUGUCCUCUCUUCUCCCCUGGCCCUUCCCCAGUCUCUCCCACCCCACUGGAAAAGGGGUAGGGGUGGGGAUGGUGCUAUGCACUUAAGCUCUGCUACUUGGGCCAGAUGUUUGGGGCCAGUCUUGGUGGGUUAGGGGUGUGAAGGAUGGAUGCCAGCCGGAACCCCUGUCCCCCAAGUUCCUGUGCUCCUUCCCCUUGUGUAUGGACUUUAUUUAAUUUCAUAAAUUGGCUUCUUUCCCACAA
Messenger RNA from Trichosurus vulpecula (common brushtail), 1524 nucleotides. RefSeq names its product cyclin dependent kinase 5 (gene CDK5). NCBI's taxonomy places the organism in Eukaryota, Metazoa, Chordata, Mammalia, Diprotodontia, Phalangeridae. The record is from RefSeq and is a predicted model, not a curated record. The transcript is spliced from 12 exons. Gene Ontology annotation, biological process: synaptic vesicle transport; protein phosphorylation; neuron apoptotic process. Gene Ontology annotation, cellular component: cytoplasm; nucleus. Gene Ontology annotation, molecular function: cyclin-dependent protein serine/threonine kinase activity; ATP binding. Bases 214 to 1092 code for a protein of 292 amino acids.